AUGAUUGUCAUUUACAAGACUGGUGGUAGCGAGCAGCCAGAGGUUGGCAUAGAGCGGGUAGAUAUGGGCGCCCCAAUUGCGAAGUAUGGCGGAGACGCUCAGCCAGAUGCACUGGUGGCUGAACCAGGAAGUUCAGAGAAGCCAAGAAUGCUGGAGGACGUCAAGGAGAAGAUGAAGCAGCUCCGCCUUGCCAGUGGCGAGACUCACGGCGAGGCACAGAUGCCUGUCACUUGCGCACGGCUCAUCUUUCCUGCCCUUGACGCCGCUGGACUUGCUUCCCCUGCUGCGAAAGAAGAACGCAAUAGCGAUGAUAUAGGCAGUAGCAUCAAGGCUUAG
Letharia columbiana is the source of this 336-nucleotide messenger RNA. RefSeq lists its product as uncharacterized. Bases 1 to 336 code for a protein of 111 amino acids. NCBI's taxonomy places the organism in Eukaryota, Fungi, Ascomycota, Lecanoromycetes, Lecanorales, Parmeliaceae. The transcript has a single exon. The record is from RefSeq and is a predicted model, not a curated record.